AUGGGUGCUAUAUCCCAACUUGACCCUGCAAAACUGCAACUGGUGCAGGAGCUAGAAAUAGAGAUGAUGUCUGAUAUGUAUAACCGCCUUGUCACUGCCUGCCACCGCAAGUGUAUACCUGUUAAAUACCAUGAGACUGAACUUGGAAAAGGUGAGUCAGUCUGCCUUGAUCGCUGUGUAGCAAAGUACCUAGAUGUGCAUGAGCGCAUAGGAAAGAAGUUGUCGAACAUGUCACAAGGUGGAGACACAGAGGACUUGACCAAAGUCAGCUUGCCUGACAAGAAAUAG
This is a messenger RNA of Arctia plantaginis, 288 nucleotides long. The record is from the annotation of a GenBank genome assembly. Lineage: Eukaryota; Metazoa; Arthropoda; Insecta; Lepidoptera; Erebidae.